Molecule: messenger RNA, 1121 nt
Organism: Rhinichthys klamathensis goyatoka
Lineage: Eukaryota; Metazoa; Chordata; Actinopteri; Cypriniformes; Leuciscidae
Exons: 3
Coding region: 42-797 (251 amino acids)
Source: RefSeq, a predicted model, not a curated record
UUUCUGUUUGUUCUUUAGGUGUAUUUGGUGAUAAAGAUGAGAUGAAGUUAUUGUCAGUGAUGGAGGGAGACUCUGUCAAUUUACACAGUGAUAGUGAAAUGGAGGAUGGUGAUGAUCUGAUUCAGUGGAGUUUUGGAAACUAUUUAAUAGUUCAAAUCAAUGAAACGGCUGACAACAUUACUGUAUAUGAUGAUGUCCUUGAAGAGAGAUUCAGAGACAGACUGCAGGUGGAUCCUGAAACUGGAUCUCUGAACAUCACAAACACCAGAAGUGAACACACUGGAUUUUAUCAACUGCAGACCAACCGUGUGAAGAAGGUUUUCAUCCUCAGUGUCUAUUCACCUCUGCCUGUUCCUGUCAUCUUCUGUUACUGUCCUUCAACUCCAUCAUCAUCAUCAUCAUCAUCAUCAUCAGUGUCCAGACAUGUGCUGCUGUGUUCAGUUUUGAAUGUGAGUCAAGCGACUCUCUCCUGGUUCAAAGGAAACAGUUUAUUCUCCAGCACCAGUGUGUCUGAUUUCAGCAUCAGUCUCUCUCUGCCUCUGGAGGUGGAAUAUCAGGAUAAAAACAUUUACAGCUGUGUGCUGAACAAUUCAUUCACUGCCAAGACUCAACAUCUCGACAUCAGUCAAGUUUGUCACACAUGUUCAGACUCUGAUGCUGUUGAAGCUGUGAUCCGAUUGGUUGUUACUGCUCUGGUGGGUGUGGCUGCUUCAGCUGCUAUUGUUGUGCUGGUUUAUGACAUCAGAUCCAGAAGAGCUGAACAGGAUCGGGAACAAAUGUCCACAUCAGGAUCAUAAAUCAUAAUGCAAUUUCUGGAUCUUCAUUUUUUUUGGCUUUAUAUGGCUUCAUACAGAUGGUUCUCAACCAGGGGUGUGUUUCCUGUACAAUGACGUAACUCACUGGCACUGCUUAACUACCAUAAUACGAUGCAUCAUUAAGGAAAUCAUCUAGCUAGUCUCAAUUGUUUUCCGAAGCCAUAUUGUCGCAAAUUGAUCGUAUAACCACGUUGGUUAAUGAUGUCACGCAGGUGGUGGAGUAAUAACUACUUUUAAUUAAUCUGUUUGAGAUCGAAUUAAUGCUUGAUGUUUUGCUAUAAAUUACGGACAUGGCAUCGGAGAACU